Messenger RNA from Leguminivora glycinivorella, 1717 nucleotides. RefSeq names its product cytochrome P450 4C1-like. NCBI's taxonomy places the organism in Eukaryota, Metazoa, Arthropoda, Insecta, Lepidoptera, Tortricidae. The record is from RefSeq and is a predicted model, not a curated record. The transcript is spliced from 10 exons. Gene Ontology annotation, molecular function: oxidoreductase activity, acting on paired donors, with incorporation or reduction of molecular oxygen; monooxygenase activity; iron ion binding. The coding region runs from base 94 to 1563 and encodes 489 amino acids.
CACGACUUGACUUGAUAAAGAAACUGGUAGUUUCUCGCUGAAUGCGCGACAUUGAGGUAAUACGGUGCGAGGAUCGAAAAACUCUAUCGCACCAUGUUCUGGUUGACAAUCCUGUUCCUGGCCCUGUUAUAUAUAACCUGGAAGGUUUUGACUGACGAUGAUCCGCUGGACAAGCUGCCCGGGCCGAGGAAAUGGCCUAUUCUGGGCAACUCAUUCAUUCUGACGCUUACUUCACAAGAGGAAUAUUUCGUACUCGUGCGUGAGUUCGUGAAGCAAUAUGGCGACCGGUUCGUGUACAAACUUUUCAACACGAGGGUCCUGAGCAUCUGCGGCGCUAAGGACACUGAAGUGAUUUUAUCCCACUCUCGCAACAUCAGUAAAAGCAGCCAUUACAAAUUCGUAGAGCCGAUGCUUGGCACCGGGUUGCUACUUAGCACAGGUAACAAGUGGCACAGUCGUCGGAAGCUGCUGACGCCAACGUUCCACUUCAACAUCCUGAAGAACUUCUCCGUCGUCAUGGAAGAGAGGAGCAGAGCCUUCGUCGGUCAGCUUUGGAAGACAAUGGGGGAAGAGGUGGAAGUAGCUUCGGUGAUCAAGGACUUCACGCUCUACACUAUUUGUGAAACUGCAAUGGGCAUCAGCCUAGAUCUAGACAAGUCUAAACCAGCUUUAGAAUACCUAGACGCAGUCAUCAAUAUCGGGCCUUUAAUCUUAGAAAGGAACAUAAGUCCUUGGCUGCAACCAGACUUCAUUUACCACAGACUGCCCGCUGGUAGACGGCACGACAAAUACUUGAAAACAAUUCACUCUUUCUCCGAUAAUCUUAUUCAUGGAAGGAAACAGCAGAGAAUGAAAGAUAUGGAAGAAUUUGAGACGAUAGAAGAAGAUGGAGUUAAGAAAAGACUGGCGUUUUUGGAUCUCUUGUUGGAGGUUGAGAGUAGAGGGGAAAUUGAUUUGGAGGGGAUCAGGGAAGAAGUUAAUACGUUCAUGUUUGAGGGGCACGACACUACUGCGAAUGCUUUAAUUUUUAGCAUUAUGUUGUUGGCCAAUCAUCCAGAAGCACAGGAUAAAAUCCGUGAAGAAUAUCGCAUGAUCAUCGGCGGCAAGGACCGCGCGUUCACUAUGUCCGACUUUACUGAGAUGAAGUAUCUAGAGGCUGUGAUCAAGGAGACGCUCCGCCUGUAUCCCAGCGUACCGUUUAUUGGACGGACGGUUACUGAGGACUUUAUGCUCGAUAACAUCCUAGUUCGAGCUGGUACCCAAGUGGCUCUCCGCAUCUACGAUCUCCAAAGACGGCAGGACCUGUUCCCGGAUCCCGACGAAUUCAAGCCUGAAAGAUUCUUGGACGCAGAGCACCGGCCAUAUGCGUUUGUCCCCUUUAGCGCUGGACCCAGGAACUGUAUAGGUCAACGUUUUGCGAUGAUGGAAAUGAAGUGCGUGCUAAGCAUGAUCUGCGAGAAGUUCCGACUUGUGCCGCGGAUCCAGAACCACCGGCCGGCGCUGACGGCGGACUUAGUGCUGCGGGCUGUCGAACCCAUCUACGUGAGAUUCCUGCCAAGAUAACAACUUGUGUUGUUAUCUCUGUGGCCUAUUUCACAAUUUAGUGACAAUAGGCUAAAUAGUUUCCUAUACUUAAAAUAAAAUUUUAUUCAGUGCACGAAAUAAAGCACCAACAUAAUUAGAAGAAAAAUAUGGACAGUAGUUAUGUUUAAACAUA